Messenger RNA from Styela clava, 882 nucleotides. Its product is annotated as PAT complex subunit Asterix-like. The record is from RefSeq and is a predicted model, not a curated record. NCBI's taxonomy places the organism in Eukaryota, Metazoa, Chordata, Ascidiacea, Stolidobranchia, Styelidae. Gene Ontology annotation, cellular component: endoplasmic reticulum membrane. Gene Ontology annotation, biological process: protein insertion into ER membrane. Gene Ontology annotation, molecular function: protein folding chaperone.
CUCCGCGCACCACCUCACCGCUUCGCAGCAUUGAUUAUUUUUUGCUGUAGUCUUUUGACUGAAAAUUGGUCUUUAUUGUGGCAAUCUAGUCAUUUCAAACAUCUAAGUAUAUUGUAGAAUCUGGGAUAAUAUCAACAAUGGAAGUAGUAGACACUAAAAAGAAAAAUUCUUCAAAGAUAGUAAGGUACAAACCUCAAAGUGGAAAUCUUGGCGAUGAUCCAUUACCUGAUUAUAUUAACCUGGUAUCGAUGAUAUUCAGCAUGUGUGGACUCAUGCUAAAGAUUAAGUGGUGUGCUUGGGCAUCAAUAUUUGGAUCAUUAGUAAGUUUUGCAAAUUCCAGAUCAAAUGACGAUGGAAGACAAGUUCUUAGCAGUUUUAUGUUAUCAGUAUCAUCUGUUGUGAUGACUUAUCUUCAUAAUCCAGCGCCUAUGACACCACCAUGGUGACGAUGGCAGAAAAAUGUUCGCUGUAUAAAAUUAAAUAAUUAUCCACGUUUGAAGUUCUAGUUAUCUGCUUUCUAAUGCUUGAACGAAUUCAUUCAUCAUAUCUUCUGGCAAAUCAUAAUAUACUUGUUCUUUUGUGAAUCCGUCAUGAAUUUUUAGCAAGUCUUCAAUAGGUACAUUCUCCGAGCCACUGUGCCAGACAGUCAAAGUGUACCUGAAAGUAAUUAUAUGCAUUUGAAAACUAAUACUUGAAGUAUAUAAACAGAAAUUUGAUUAUAUAUAUUGUUUUUUUUUUGUCUCGUGCAAAAUGCAGUUAUUGAAAUCAGGUACUGCCCUGUUUUGAAUAGACUUAGUUAUGCUUUUCAUCAUAUUAUGACAUCAUUUAAGAAAUGAGUGGGUAUGUUUUUCACAUUUUGUUGAGCAAGUUGUUUGUUAAUUA